Molecule: messenger RNA, 933 nt
Organism: Penicillium psychrosexuale
Lineage: Eukaryota; Fungi; Ascomycota; Eurotiomycetes; Eurotiales; Aspergillaceae
Exons: 1
Coding region: 1-933 (310 amino acids)
Source: RefSeq, a predicted model, not a curated record
AUGGAAACCCACAUGAGAGAUUCCAUCAGGCAAGUGGAUGAGAAUACAUUGCUCAUUGGAGACCUGAUUCUCCACUCUUCGAGCGGUCGUUCCGAUACCUCUUCUUCCAAUAUCUGUUCUUGGUAUGACACAACCGACAAUCUCAGCCAUACCCUCACCAACGCGCCCGUCCCUCUACCGCCAACCAUUCCACUACGUGCGGAUGAUCCUCGGCUUGUCCUCGUAUAUAAUGUCGGAGAAUGCUCUGCAGUCUGGUCUAUAGGCAAUGAUGUCUUUUGCAAAAUCAAGACGCUCGAAGAAGGCGUAACAUCCGAAGCUACUACCUUAGCUUUUGUUAACAGUCAAAAGCCUUACUUUGAGAUCCCUCGCGUUAUAUACGAAGCCAAGGAUAAUACCCGGUCUUAUCUCUUUAUGACUAGGGUACCUGGCCGGACACUUGCAGUGGCCUGGCCCACUCUAGACGAAACCUGGAAGCGUCACUAUGUGGAGGAAAUAGUGAAAGUAAUCGAGACCCUUGCAGCCUGGGAAAGACCUGUGUUUAGUGGUGUGGACGGAAAAUAUAUGACCGAAACUUAUCUCACCAAGACCGACGUUCCGGACUUUCGCCCUCAAAAACUUACCGAAACUUGUCAAAUGCUAGGUAUGGAUUGCUCGACAUUCGUCUUUUACCAUGCCGAUCUCGGUCCAGUAAACAUCAUUGUGGAAGAUAUGCCAAAAGCUGGCACUAUUGGGAUCAUCGAUUGGGAGAUUGCUGGUUAUGUCCCCAAAGGAUGGAUAAGAACCAAGUUCCGAUUAUCUAGUGGACUGGAUCUUCCUAACCCAGGCGCCGGUGAGAAGUCACAUUGGUGGAGAUGGGAGGUUCAAAAAUUACUGGAGGAACGUGGAUUCGUGGACCAUGCGGAAGAAUGGGUGGCAUGGGAUUCAACUGAAUAA